This is a messenger RNA of Saccostrea cuccullata (small rock oyster), 3630 nucleotides long. RefSeq names its product H(+)/Cl(-) exchange transporter 7-like. Gene Ontology annotation, molecular function: voltage-gated chloride channel activity. Lineage: Eukaryota; Metazoa; Mollusca; Bivalvia; Ostreida; Ostreidae. Gene Ontology annotation, biological process: transmembrane transport; chloride transport. The transcript has 23 exons. The record is from RefSeq and is a predicted model, not a curated record. Gene Ontology annotation, cellular component: lysosomal membrane; intracellular membrane-bounded organelle. Bases 257 to 2749 code for a protein of 830 amino acids.
UACCAUGUGGAGGAAUAAUUGUAGGAUAUCCAUUGUAGUUAUAAUGGCACCAUGUGAAAACUUUGUUUUAGCCUGUAUGUGAAAUUGGUGUCUUUGGUAUUGGAAUUGAUUUCCAAGACUUGUUCAAACCAUGCUACGUCAUGGCCUCUCUGUUUGCAAACACCCUAGGUUUGUAAAGUGGUGCAGUGCCAAAAUUUAGUGCUGCUGGGAAAAUGGUGAAAAACUGAAAAUGUAGGCAUUUUAUAAAGUGGAAAUAAUGUUGGUUAUGUCAGCCAAUGGUGUGACUGUGCGCUCCAUUCAGCAAGUGACCAUUUUUACUGUGGGAGCUAUUAGUUUCCAGGAUUUACCGUUUCAUGUAACACCAGUUUCUGAAGAAGAGCAUGAACUAAACAACACUGUGCCCGCUCGUCCAACACCGGAGCUAAAGUUUGACAUCGAUGAUGAAGCGGAUACUCUUAGUAACCACAACAGCAUCACUGCACUGCUGUCCUCCAAAUUCAGGGAUAUACAGAAGAGGCUCAAGCAGUAUGGUAUUGAAUCACCACGAUUCAGGAAGAGGCUGGUAUCCAGAUGGGAGAGCAUGAAUUAUGAUGUAUGUGAGAAUGUGUUGUACCUUAAAGAUCAAGAAAAGUAUAAAUCAAAGAAAUGGGUGACUCUGAGAUGGUUGAGCAAGUGGUUGGUAAUGUUUUUCAUUGGAAUAGGAACAGCUCUGCUAGCAGCAACCAUUUAUUAUGUCGUGGAAAAGCUAGCUCACUACAAAUUUGAAUUAAUUUCACACUAUUUUGAUGAAUGUGCCAAAAAUAAUUGUUUGUAUCAGCCUGCUUUGUUAUGGAUGGGCAUCAACUUGGUGGUAACAAUAGCAGGGGCAUCUUUGGUCACGUUUUUACAGCCAUUGGCAGCAGGGAGUGGUAUUCCUUACAUUAAGUCGUACCUAAAUGGGAUCAAGAUCCCGGGAUUGCUGACAUUCCGAGCAUUUGUUGCUAAGACUGUGGGCGUUGUUUUGUCCAUUCUUGGAGGCCUGGCCUGUGGAAAGGAAGGUCCCAUGGCCCACUCAGGCAGCAUUAUAGCAGCAGGGUUUGGGAGGGGAAGGAUCAACCUCUGCAAUGGAAAGACCUUUAGUUUCUAUUCAGUGUUUCGUAAUGAUCAUGAGAUCCGAGAUUUUGUGGCUGGGGGCGCAGCAUCAGGGGUAUCCUCAGCCUUCGGUGCCCCGAUCGGGGGAACACUCUUCAGUCUAGAGGAAGCCGCCAGCUUUUGGAAUCAAGACCUUACAUGGAGAGUUUUUUUCUCCUCCAUGAUAGCUUGUUUUGCUACAAACUUUCUUAUCAGUGCCAUAAACGGAGAUCCAACAAAGUUAACAGACCCAGGCUUGGUCCGAUUCAAUGCUUUUAAGUUUGAUUUAAAGUUUGACUUGAUUGAAAUUCCAGUCUUUAUAUUCAUGGCAGUGAUAGGUGGGUUAACUGGUGCUCUCUUUGUUGUGAUGAAUUAUAAACUCACAGUUUUCCGAAAAAGAUAUCUGGACAAGAAAUGGAUAAAGAUAGUCGAGGCUGGGCUAGUGGCAGUGGUAUCUGCUGCAGUAGCCUUCGGGUUGAUGGUUGGAGUCAACGAAUGUACAGACAAAGCCCCAUUUGACAGCCAUGCUGUCACAGCUUCCGUGUAUUGUUCAGAUAAGAGUCAUAACAGUUUAUCCACGCUAUUUCUUACAACACCGGAAGGUUGUCUGAAGGCACUGCUUCACGAUCCAUUUGAGAUGCACGGUCCGGUCAGUUUGGUGGCCUUUAUCCUGGUCUUCUUCUUACUGGGGGUCUGGACCUAUGGCCUGAGUGUGUCCAGUGGUGUCUUUAUCCCCUGUCUGGCUAUCGGCGCCGCCUGGGGGAGACUGGUCGGUAUAGGGGUGGCCAACAUGAUGCCAGAAAAUCCCAACCUGGCUGCCAAUAGCUCACUGAUUAAGCAACUAGAUGUGGGUAAGUUUGCCCUGAUUGGUGCGGCCUGUCAGUUGGGCGGGAUCCUGAGAACUACCAUCAGUCUGACCGUCAUUAUCGUCGAGUGUACGGACGAUAUUUCAUUUGGACUGCCCAUCAUGAUUGUCCUCAUGAUUUCUAAGUGGGUUGGAGAUUUCAUCACCACUGGUUUGUAUGACAUGAACGUUGAGGUGAUGGGUCUCCCUACUCUACCGUUUGAGUGUCCGCCCCUGUGUGACGACCUCAGAGCAAGUGAUGUCAUGAAUGCUCCACUCGCCACUUUUAAAACAAAAGAAAAAGUGGCCAACAUUUACAGGAUGUUGAAGGAGGAGACAUUUUGUGGAUUUCCUGUCAUUGAAGAUGAUCCUAGGUCUCCAGGAAAAGGCAAGCUAAAGGGACUUAUUCUUAGGAAUCAGCUACUAGUUCUGCUGAAGAAAAAGAUAUUCUGUCCAGAAGGCCAGGUACCACCAAGAAACAUAACCAUCAAAGACUUCCGAGAUUUCUAUCCUGUGUAUCUGAAAGUUUCUGAAAUAGAGCUAUCAGAGGAGGAGAUGACAUAUGUUAUGGAUCUGAAGCCGUACUAUAACCCCUCCCCCUACACUGUGGAGCAGAAAUUCUCACUGCCCCGUGUGUUCAACCUAUUCAGGGGUCUUGGACUUCGACAUCUCAUUGUCACAGAUGAAAAUAAUGUGCCUGUGGGUAUAGUGACAAGAAAAGACUUGGCUAAAUUCCGAGUAGGGUCAAAAAGAGGACUUGUGAAAAUUGAGCAGCUGAAAAUCCAGGACAAGUGAGAGAAACAGUUCCAUGACGGGAGUCUCUAUGUAGCCAUGUAGUGAUGAACUGCAAACCUAUAUCUGACUUAGAGCUAGCUAAAUCAUGGUACUCUAGUGUUCAUUGUUCUCAGGGGAACAGACACACAGAUCUCCAUACGCUGUGAUUCCAGGGGCCGGUGGGGCAUUGUCCAUCGAUCAGGAUCUUCAGUUCUUGAAAUAAUUCUAUAGGCUUAGUUUGUGAACAAAGCGAUGUGUAUUUUAUACUACCUUUAUCUAUGCAAUUAUGGUGUUAAAUUGUUCCUGUGUUUUUGUUAUCGAUGAUUAUGUUUUUCUAUAUUAAUGUAUUAUGACGGCUUUGAUGAACUACAUUCCAUGUUGUAUAUAGUAUACAAUUUACAAUGUAGUGGGACAGAUGCCCUUUUUUACUGCAACAGAGUAAUAUAAUGUUAAUUUUGUAAUUUGAUGCAUUCCAUAAAGGGUAAUUAUGACAGAGUACAUGUGUAUUUUAUACUAGGCUGUGUCUGAUGUUGAACAUUUUUGGGAACUGGUUUCCCCAGAAAAUCAAAUAAUCUACAACAAAUAUUCAGCAACUGCACUUGCAUUGUCAGUGCAGCAAAGAAAUUCUGUUUUUCUUGUGGUUGUUUGUUUUACACACUGGGUAUUCUAUUAAUGCCAUAGACAGUUUGUGCCAAACAUUUUCAUGUUUUUACCCAAGAUGUAGAUUUUUAUUUCCCUGUUUUAGGUUGACAUUUUAUUGAAUGAAAAGUUCUGUUUGGUUUUGUCUAUUUCCAUUAUUUGCUUAUAACUUUUCAUUAUUGGUUUAGAAAACCCAUUUUAGCCAGAAUUUGCAGGUGCUUAUACAUGUAACUGAAUGGAGAAAACUGUACAUUAUAUAUAAA